Molecule: messenger RNA, 4719 nt
Organism: Danio aesculapii
Lineage: Eukaryota; Metazoa; Chordata; Actinopteri; Cypriniformes; Danionidae
Gene: phf20l1
Product: PHD finger protein 20 like 1
Exons: 24
Coding region: 164-3508 (1114 amino acids)
Biological process (GO): regulation of transcription by RNA polymerase II
Cellular component (GO): NSL complex
Source: RefSeq, a predicted model, not a curated record
GCGUGCGCGCACACGUUCAGUUUGGUUAAAACUAACUGAGCUGGAAUGAACACAAUACACUAUAGGAAUUAAUUGCUAUUCUCUCAAUGAAUUUGCAAAGGUUUGUCCACAGGACGAGAGAGCGUUUGAGUCUCGAGAAAGACCCGGUUAGAGAAUACUCAAAAUGAGCAAAAAAACUCCAAAUCGACCAGGGAUCACGUUUGAGGUUGGUGCCAGGGUCGAGGCCCAGGACUAUCUGCAAAAAUGGUACCCUUCACGCAUCGAGAAGAUUGAUUAUGAUGAAGGAAAGAUGCUUGUUCAUUUUGACCGUUGGAGCCAUAGAUAUGAUGAAUGGAUUCUCUGGGACAGCAGCAGACUUCGACCCUUAGAGAGACCGGCACUCCGCAAAGAGGGUCUCAAAGAAGAAGAGGUGUCUGAGAGACUCAGCGAGAUGAGAGCAUCUCGCCUUCGUGAGCUUCCUGGAAGUACAGAGAGCACAGAAGACCAAAAAGACUUACCCCAGCAGAGACAAGAAUUGAGAGAUGGUGAGGAAGUGCUUGCACGAUGGACAGAUUGCCGCUACUACCCUGCAAAGAUAGAAAGUAUCAACAAGGAAGGAACUUACACUGUACAAUUUUAUGAUGGUGUCAUUCGCUGUGUGAAAAGAAUCCAUAUCAAGUCCAUGCCAGAAGAUGCAAAAGGACAACAGGACUGGAUCGCACUGGUGAAAGCUGCCUCUGCUGCGGCCAAGAAUAAAGGAGGGAACAGACCACGUACCAGCGCCAACAGCAACAAGGACAGAGAGGACAGGAGAGAACAGCGGUCAGAUGAAGAGGAGGAUGACGACGAUGAUGAUGAUGAAGAGGAUGAUGAUGAUGAGGAGGAAGAUGAUGAUGAUGAUGAGGAUAGUGAAUCAGAGAAACUUGCAGACCUGGACUCAGAAGAAGAGGACAGUAAGCCACCUGCUGAGGAACUUGAAUCGGCUACAGCAAAGAGGAGGAGCAAAAGACAAGGCAACCCAUGCAGCAUUAAAAGGAGUCGCCUUGGCAAAGGAGCAGGAUGUGCUGACACUGAGUCUGAAUUCAAAGCAGAGACUAAAGAGCUUCCAGUGACACCACAGCAGAAAGUACAGAGUCCAGAGCCUAGUCCAGCUGAUGAGAAAUCCCAGUCGGCCAGUGCCCAAAAGACAACCCCAUCCCUCUCUAGCCCACCUGUGUGCAAAGCUCGUUCAAGAAGACUGAAACACGACUCUGGAGAGUCCGCUUCCAGCAGUCAGAACACAUCUGCAGCCCCCGAACCAAGUCCUUCACCCAGCUCAACACAAACCCUUCCAGACAGCACACACACUGCCCCUUCCAGCUCCCCCCAAAGAAGGAGACGAUCUCAACGUUUAGCAACAACCUCUGACCUGAUCUGUCCGCCGUCACCACACACAAGGGAUACAGUCACUCAUCCUCCUCCACCGCCAGAUGGCCCUCUGAUAGCUGAUGAAGACAGCAGCACUGUGGUUAAAACAGAAGAUACUUCACAAAAGCCAGUUUCAGGAAGCCCAUCCACAGCUGCUUCCACUGCCAGUGCUCAGGCACCAAUCACUGAGAAGGAGAAAAUAACUGAUGUUUUGCCCAGUAAUCAAGCAACACUUGAAGAAAACUCACCUGCUGUAGUCCCAGCUGCAAUUCAGAAAGUUCCUUCUAGAACUCCUAAAGCCAACAAACAUGCCAGAGAACCAAUCAUAAACACCAAGAGGUCUGAUGACCCCUUAGCUCCUAACGAGUGUAUAAUAGACCUGGACCAUAAUAAAUUUAAGUGUAAAGUCCCUGGCUGCUCUAAAGCAUUCCGGAAAGCUAAGCUGCUGGACUAUCACCUGAAGUACUAUCACAACACUGAGAAAGAAAUGGACACAGAGGUCUGCUCCCCUGAGAGGGAGGGCCGCACCAGGGCCACGUCUGCUUCCAUGCCUACAAGCACAUUAUCAGAUGUCCCAGAUAACAAGAGGCGCAGGACCGUCUCUACUUCUUCCUCUCUGUCCUCUCAGGGCUUCAUACUUCAAAUGGACAGUGGUGGCUGUGUGCGACCUCCUAAGUUUUGUAAAAAGAAACGCUCGUCUGCCUCUAUGAGUUCAGACAGUACUGAGGUCUCCCUUCCACCUCCCACCUUUGAUAACCUCCACGACAAGAUUAUCAAGAAAGACAAGCACAUGGAUGGUCUUUGUAUAAAGACAGAGCGGAAAUUCAAACUGGAGGAUAAAUGCCAAUUGUUUGUUAAAAAGAGGGAUAAAGACAGGAGGGACAGGAAAGAGAAGGACCUUUUCCGAAUUAAACAGAAGAAAAAGAAAAAAAAGAAGAAGAAAUCAAAACUGCACUGUUACCCAGACCUGGAUGAGAUGUCGUUGACUUACUUGGAGAGACCGUCUUCCCCAUCGCAUCGUUCUUCCUCUAGUGCCUUCAAGCACAGCACCUUCCAAUACCCUCGUGCCAUACUAUCCGUUGACCUCACCGGGGAGAACCUUUCAGACAUCGACUUCCUGGAAGACUCGACCACUGAGAGCUUACUGUUCAGUGGAGAUGAGUAUAACCAGGAUCUAGACUCAAUCACUAUGGAGGACUUCCAGGAUGAGGAUGAUGAUGGUGCUGAUGAAAUUGUUCGCUGCAUAUGCGAGAUGGAUGAAGAAAAUGGCUUCAUGAUUCAGUGUGAAGAAUGUAUGUGCUGGCAGCACAGUGUGUGUAUGGGGCUUUUGGAGGACAGCAUCCCAGAACAGUACAUCUGUUACAUCUGUAGAGACCCUCCAGGUCAGAGGUGGAGCGCAAAGUACCGCCAUGAUAAAGAUUGGCUUCAAAAGGGCCACAUGUAUGGCCUGUCGUUCCUCGCCGAGAACUACUCUCAUCAGAAUGCCAAGAAAAUCGUGUCCACUCACCAGCUGCUGGCUGAUGUUUACAGUGUUAAAAACCUGCUCCAUGGCCUUCAGCUGAAGAUGGAUAUUUUACAGAACAAGCAUAACCCAAGUUUGCACUUGUGGGCUCGGUCUUGGGUAAACUCUGAUGAGGACCAGCCUAUGGGUGGCGUUCCAGAUGGUCUACAUUUCAAAGAGCACCUUAAUCAGAAUUUAAACCCUGAAACCUACAUUACCAGUGAGCACAGCUACCAAAAACCACCUGGCACAGGUGCCGAGCACACAAGAGAUGAGCAGGGGAUGCAAAUGGGCUCUCAGUUUAACCUGAAGGAAGAAGAGGUGAGCAGUGCCAUUGCUCUGUCUGGAUGUGUGAAUGACAGCAGUGUGGAGCAGACCAGGAACUGUCUGCAGUGGCAGAUGAACCUGCUCACACACAUAGAGGACAUUCAGAACCAGUUGUCGGGCCGCAUGGACCUCAUUGAGAAAGAGCUUGAUGUGCUGGAGAGCUGGCUGGACUUCACUGGUGAAUUGGAGCCUCCUGAUCCUCUAGCCCGACUCCCUCAGCUCAAGUGCCGCAUCAAACAGCUUCUGACUGACCUGGGAAAAGUGCAGCAGAUGAGCACCCUCUGCUCUGUGUGAUACACACAUUAUAGUGUGUUUUCUGAGCUUCUAACAACAAUCUGCGCACGCAAGAAGGUGUAAUCUCUUCAGUUGAUGUGUGCUCUGUGAAGAUGAACGCUGGCCAUGACCAAGUGUGAGAUUCAUGCCGAAUGUGUCAAACAGGAAGAUGUCAGUGAGCCUAAACUGCAUAUGCGCUUAAAGAGGAUGUUGUUGUCCAAAAUAGGAAAACAUCACUAUAGGAUAUUAAUUCUUUCACGUGUUAACAGAAGGGAACAUAAUCUAUUUUUUAAAAAGGUCACAACAUCAAACAUGGAUUUAGGUUUUAGCUUGUUUGUUUGUUUGUUUUGUUUGUUUGCUUUUUGCAUCAGUUAGACCCCAAAAGCAAAUCCAGUCUGUUUUUUUCCUCUCUGUGAGCUUAAGGAAAUAUGAACUUGACUGUAGUGGGUCUUUAAUAGCAGACCAUUUAAAAGUUCAUUAGUGUUUGAUAUAUAUAUAUAUAUUUAAUGAAAAAGGUUUUUGCCACUUAAAGUCACUUUGAAGUGCCAAGGAAACAGACCCAUAUGGCUGUUUUUCUUUAUCCAGAAACGCACAGUUCAAUUUCCAAGUUUUUGAAAUGAAUGUUGGAUUUUUAUUAGAGAAGGAUUGGGCUAGUUUGCAGUCUGAUACACUGUCACUAAAGGUUCGCAAUGCCAACAAACCCAUUAAAACAACACCUAGAUAGAUAGAUAGUUUUCGUACAACAGCUCGUCUAAUAUUUUAGCAUGUUUCUCUACAGUCUUGAUGGAUGCUGUAGCGAUUCGCAAGAAAGCAAGCUAAUCUAAUCGUGGGCGUCCAGAAGCAGGUGACUCUUCUCACUAAGGUCUGUUUAUCAUGUUGAUAUUUUGAGAGUUGCUACCGUGAAGUAAGCUAAUCCUGAGAGGGAUGUAAAUGCAUAUAAUGAAUCCAUUUAGUUCUGUUUUCUUGUUUUUGAAAUGUGUAUAUACAGUUUUUUACAACUGUAGGGAAAAACAACAACAACAACAAAAAAUGUAAGGCAUCGGAGAAUAAUACUUGAAAUGCCUGUUUAAUCUCCAUUUCUAUUAAUCUGUACAAAGAGUGUUUUAGAAUUUAGAUUUAAAACUUGAAGUUUCGUUUGAUGAGAAAAACCAGCUGUACAUUUAAAGAGUUUAUUUAAAGACCUGAUGUAAUUAUCUGUAUGUACAACUUCAUUAAAAAAAUAUUCUGAAUUU